AUGGUCCUUCUGUUGAUCCUGUCAGUCCUGCUUUUGAAAGAAGAUGUCCGUGGGAGCGCACAGUCCAGUGAGAGGAGGGUGGUGGCUCACAUGCCUGGUGACAUCAUUAUCGGGGCUCUCUUUUCUGUCCACCACCAGCCCACUGUGGACAAAGUUCAUGAGCGGAAGUGUGGGGCAGUUCGUGAACAGUAUGGCAUUCAGAGGGUGGAGGCCAUGCUGCACACCCUGGAAAGGAUCAACUCAGACCCCACGCUCUUGCCCAACAUCACCCUGGGCUGCGAGAUCAGGGACUCCUGCUGGCAUUCGGCCGUGGCCCUAGAGCAGAGCAUUGAGUUUAUAAGGGACUCCCUCAUUUCUUCAGAAGAAGAAGAAGGCUUGGUGCGCUGUGUGGAUGGCUCUUCCUCUUCCUUCCGCUCCAAGAAGCCCAUAGUCGGGGUCAUCGGGCCUGGCUCCAGUUCUGUGGCCAUUCAGGUCCAGAACUUGCUCCAGCUUUUCAACAUACCUCAAAUUGCUUACUCGGCAACAAGCAUGGAUCUGAGCGACAAAACUCUGUUCAAGUACUUCAUGAGGGUCGUGCCUUCAGAUGCCCAGCAGGCACGGGCCAUGGUGGACAUAGUGAAGAGGUACAACUGGACCUAUGUGUCAGCGGUGCACACAGAAGGCAACUAUGGAGAAAGUGGGAUGGAAGCGUUCAAAGAUAUGUCAGCCAAGGAAGGGAUUUGCAUCGCUCACUCUUACAAAAUCUAUAGCAACGCGGGGGAGCAGAGCUUCGACAAACUGCUGAAGAAGCUCAGGAGUCACCUGCCCAAGGCCCGGGUGGUGGCCUGCUUCUGCGAGGGCAUGACGGUGAGAGGUCUGCUGAUGGCCAUGAGGCGCCUGGGGCUGGCAGGAGAAUUUCUGCUUCUGGGCAGUGACGGCUGGGCUGACAGAUACGAUGUGACAGAUGGAUAUCAGCGAGAAGCUGUUGGUGGCAUCACAAUCAAGCUCCAAUCUCCUGAUGUCAAGUGGUUUGAUGAUUAUUAUCUGAAGCUCCGGCCGGAAACAAACCUCCGAAACCCCUGGUUUCAAGAAUUUUGGCAGCAUCGUUUUCAGUGCCGGCUGGAAGGGUUUGCACAGGAGAACAGCAAAUACAACAAGACUUGCAAUAGUUCUCUGACUCUGAGAACACAUCAUGUUCAAGACUCCAAAAUGGGAUUUGUGAUCAAUGCGAUCUAUUCCAUGGCCUAUGGGCUCCACAACAUGCAGAUGUCCCUCUGUCCAGGAUAUGCGGGCCUCUGUGAUGCCAUGAAGCCAAUCGAUGGACGGAAACUUUUGGACUCCCUGAUGAAAACCAAUUUUACUGGGGUUUCUGGAGACAUGAUCCUAUUUGAUGAGAAUGGAGACUCUCCAGGAAGGUAUGAAAUAAUGAAUUUCAAGGAAAUGGGAAAAGAUUAUUUUGAUUAUAUCAAUGUUGGAAGCUGGGACAACGGAGAAUUAAAAAUGGAUGAUGAUGAAGUAUGGUCCAAGAAAAGCCACAUCAUCAGAUCCGUGUGCAGUGAACCGUGUGAGAAAGGCCAGAUAAAGGUGAUCCGGAAGGGAGAAGUCAGCUGCUGUUGGACCUGCACACCUUGUAAAGAGAACGAGUAUGUCUUUGAUGAGUACACCUGCAAGGCAUGCCAGCUGGGGUCCUGGCCCACGGAUGACCUUACAGGUUGUGAUUUGAUCCCAGUACAGUAUCUUCGCUGGGGUGACCCUGAGCCCAUUGCAGCUGUGGUGUUUGCCUGCCUCGGCCUGCUAGCCACCCUGUUUGUCACCGCAGUCUUCAUCAUUUACCGUGAUACACCAGUAGUCAAGUCCUCCAGCAGGGAACUCUGCUACAUUAUCCUUGCUGGCAUCUGCCUGGGCUACUUAUGUACCUUCUGCCUCAUUGCAAAGCCCAAACAGAUUUACUGCUACCUUCAGAGAAUAGGCAUCGGUCUCUCCCCAGCCAUGAGCUAUUCAGCCCUUGUAACCAAGACCAAUCGUAUUGCAAGGAUCCUGGCUGGCAGCAAGAAGAAGAUCUGUACCAAAAAGCCCAGAUUCAUGAGUGCCUGUGCCCAGCUAGUGAUUGCUUUCAUUCUCAUAUGCAUCCAGCUGGGCAUCAUCAUCGCCCUCUUUAUAAUGGAGCCUCCCGACAUAAUGCACGACUACCCAAGCAUUCGAGAAGUCUACCUGAUUUGUAACACCACCAACCUAGGAGUUGUCACUCCUCUUGGAUACAAUGGAUUGCUGAUUUUGAGCUGUACCUUCUAUGCUUUCAAGACCAGAAAUGUUCCAGCCAACUUCAACGAGGCCAAGUAUAUCGCCUUCACAAUGUACACCACCUGCAUUAUAUGGCUGGCCUUUGUGCCCAUCUACUUCGGCAGCAACUACAAAAUCAUCACCAUGUGUUUCUCAGUCAGCCUCAGCGCCACAGUGGCCCUCGGCUGCAUGUUUGUGCCGAAGGUUUACAUCAUCCUGGCCAAACCAGAGAGGAACGUGCGCAGCGCCUUCACCACGUCCACGGUGGUGCGCAUGCAUGUGGGGGAUGGCAAGUCCUCCUCGGCAGCCAGCAGAUCCAGCAGCCUGGUCAACCUGUGGAAGAGGAGGGGCUCCUCUGGGGAAACCCUAAGGUACAAAGACAGGAGACUGGCCCAGCACAAGUCGGAAAUAGAGUGUUUCACCCCCAAAGGGAGUAUGGGGAAUGGUGGGAGAGCAACAAUGAGCAGCUCCAAUGGAAAAUCUGUCACGUGGGCGCAGAACGAGAAGAGUAGCCGGGGGCAGCACCUGUGGCAGCGGCUGUCCAUCCACAUCAACAAGAAAGAGAACCCCAACCAAACUGCCGUCAUCAAGCCCUUCCCCAAGAGCACGGAGAGCCGCGGCCUGUGCGCGGGCGGCGCGGGCAGCGGCGCGGGCGCGGGCGGCGCAGGCGCGGGAGGAGGCGGGCCCGAGCCCCCGGACGCCGGCCCCAAGGCUUUGUACGACGUGGUGGAGGCCGAGGAGCACUUCCCCGCGCCCGCGCGCCCGCGCUCGCCGUCGCCCAUCAGCACGCUGAGCCAGCGCGCGGGCUCGGCCGGCCGCACGGACGACGACUUGCCGUCGCUGCACUCGGAGCCCGCGGCGCGCAGCAGCUCGUCUCAGGGCUCGCUCAUGGAGCAGAUCAGCAGCGUGGUGACCCGCUUCACUGCCAACAUCAGCGAGCUCAACUCCAUGAUGCUGUCCACCGCCGCUCCCGGCCCCGGCGCGGGCGCCCCGCUCUGUUCGUCCUACCUGAUCCCCAAAGAGAUCCAGCUGCCCACCACCAUGACCACGUUCGCCGAGAUCCAGCCGCUGCCCGCCAUUGAGAUCACCGGUGGCGCGCAGCCCGCGGCCGCGGCCCCGCCGGCUGGGGGCGCUGCCAGGGAGCCCCCGUCGGCCGGGCCCGAGGCUGCGGCCGGCAAGCCGGACCUGGAGGAGUUGGUGGCUCUCACCCCGCCGUCCCCCUUCAGAGACUCGGUGGACUCGGGGAGUACCACUCCCAACUCGCCAGUGUCCGAGUCGGCCCUCUGUAUCCCAUCGUCUCCCAAAUACGACACACUUAUCAUAAGAGAUUACACUCAGAGCUCCUCGUCCUUGUGA
Molecule: messenger RNA, 3615 nt
Organism: Lagenorhynchus albirostris (white-beaked dolphin)
Lineage: Eukaryota; Metazoa; Chordata; Mammalia; Artiodactyla; Delphinidae
Gene: GRM5
Product: glutamate metabotropic receptor 5
Exons: 9
Coding region: 1-3615 (1204 amino acids)
Biological process (GO): trans-synaptic signaling by endocannabinoid, modulating synaptic transmission; G protein-coupled glutamate receptor signaling pathway; regulation of synaptic transmission, glutamatergic
Cellular component (GO): postsynaptic density membrane
Molecular function (GO): G protein-coupled receptor activity involved in regulation of postsynaptic membrane potential; adenylate cyclase inhibiting G protein-coupled glutamate receptor activity
Source: RefSeq, a predicted model, not a curated record